AUGGCUAAGGAGCCAGGCGAAACGUCGACGUCGCAUGCCGAGCGCACGGCGGCUCAACCCCGGGAUUCUAGAUUGCAUAGUGUUACACUGAUCAGAGUCCAUGCGGUAAACGAAGUUAUUCGUCUUUUCCGGCUUGGCAUCAAGGCGGGGUCGAGCAUUGAGUUUCUAUCGGGCCAGUGGCUCGACACCUAUGUCCCCGGCGUGCCCAAGGCAGGCGGCUUCACGCUCACCAGCCCGCCAUCCAAGGCGUCGCUCCCCGCGUCAGCAUACCUCGAGCUCGCGGUGCAAAAGUCGCCGUUGAACCCGUCAGCCGCCUGGCUAUGGGACCAGCCUGUCGACGACGACGAGGACGGGCCCCAGGUGGUCCCCCGAAGAGAGAGACCCGAGCUCCAGGUCCGGGUCGGCGGGUCGUUCGUCUGGCCGCCUCAGGGUGUCGACCUCGCUACCCUCCGCCGUAUCGUGUUCAUUGCCGGCGGGGUCGGGGUAAACCCGUUGAUGAGUAUGUUAAGCCACCUGGCCGAAGUGAGAUGCCCGUAUGACGUCCAGUUCAUGUACUCGACAAAGGCGCCCGAUGACCUCGAUUCCGAAAAGAUUUUGUUCCUGGAGCGACUGGUAAGCAUCUACGGCCGAGAGAAGGUCCGCGGUCAAUUGAGGCUGUUCUUCACCAACGCCGGUCCCGAGUCCGAGUCCAAGCCCGAGUCGGUGCUGCAUUUUAACGAGAUGGACAUCCCGUUCAAGAGACACCGUAUGGCUUUGGAUGAUGUAGCGGAUGCCGUGGGGCCCGUUACGGAACACGGAUCUGCAUUGGUAUACAUUUGCGGGGUACCGUCCAUGACCGAUGAGCUAGUAGAGAACCUCACGUCUAAGAGUGGAUUCAACCUGAGACCUGAACGGGUCCUUUGCGAGAAGUGGUGGUGA
Molecule: messenger RNA, 918 nt
Organism: Colletotrichum orchidophilum
Lineage: Eukaryota; Fungi; Ascomycota; Sordariomycetes; Glomerellales; Glomerellaceae
Product: NADH-cytochrome b-5 reductase
Exons: 3
Coding region: 1-918 (305 amino acids)
Cellular component (GO): mitochondrion
Molecular function (GO): oxidoreductase activity
Source: RefSeq, a predicted model, not a curated record